Pomacea canaliculata is the source of this 3934-nucleotide messenger RNA. RefSeq lists its product as uncharacterized. Gene Ontology annotation, biological process: snRNA import into nucleus. The transcript has 17 exons. Gene Ontology annotation, cellular component: nucleus; cytoplasm. The record is from RefSeq and is a predicted model, not a curated record. Bases 440 to 2251 code for a protein of 603 amino acids. Lineage: Eukaryota; Metazoa; Mollusca; Gastropoda; Architaenioglossa; Ampullariidae.
AGAUCGAUGCAACAACCUACAGUUUGAUGCACAUAACUUUGAUGUUGUCCCAGUAAGACUGCUGUCUGCAAAAAAUCUAUUCUGAAAUAGAUAUGUUCGCAAAUAUUUCUGUGAAAAUGGCCUCCCACAGACAAUCAAACAUGGAAGCCCUGAUGGUUCAGCUGAUUGCUGAGCUUGACCUCAGUUCAAACACCGGGUUCACAAUGGACAAGCAAAAUCUUCAGGAUCUGCUGUCAACUGCCAAGCCUAAUGAAAUGGCGCAACUUCGACAAGCUCUUUUAGAAAAGCAGUCAGUCUCUGUGUCUGUGUUUCCAGAAUAAAGCCAUUUGAGGACCACAAGUUACUGCACUCUUUUGUAAAAGCCAUCAGACAACGGAAUGCACAGAGAGUGGCUGCUGAACAUGAAGCAACAGUGUCAAACAUUUUUAGUGACCAGAUAAUGCUUCCUGUAAAUGUUUUGUCUACGGCAGAACUACCCAGAGAUCUAGACCGCAACUGGCUGUGCAUACCAUGCCCUGAAGGCACUCGAUGCUUGCUGCUUGCAGCAGAUAAUACUACUCAUGCAUAUGACUUGGAUGGCAACCUUCUUUGUACACACGAUACACAUCUUCCAGCGGGAAGCUGUGCCAGAGUUUCUCAGGUAACAGAUCACUCAGUUUGCACAGUGUUGGACUGUCUCUACAAUGAGGAGCAGCAGAUCUACUAUGUUAUUGAUGUCCUCUGUUGGAAUGGGGAGUCAUUAUACAGACAAGAUACUCAGUACCGUCAUCACUACAUGCAUGAACAAAUGGCCAAAACAACUUCUCUUUUCAAAAUUUCACAGACAAAUCCUUACACAUUCCAUCCACUCACCAGUUGUUCAUGCAUGGCCCUGACCCUGGCUCGUGCUAUUGCCAAUGUUUCUUACCAGAUGACUGGCCUUCUGUUCUACCACAAAGAUGCAUGCUACACACCAGGCGUAACGCCUCUUGGUUGUUGGUUAGAAACUCACCUUAUUCAAUCUGUUCUUCCAGUCACACUGCACCAGUCCUUUUUGUAUCAGACACAGCAGGCAUUAAUUGCCACAACAUGCCAGGUUCAACAGAGAGAAUUCAGAAGGAGUCGUUAUGAAUGUCCGCAGUCUAUGUUUUGCUCAGAUUACUGGAAAAGGCAAUACUACAAAGAUAACCAUAAUUCUGAGUGGGACAGCUUUAAAAUGUCCAGUAUCAGUGGGCAAAGAUAUGGGUACAACAACUAUUGCCACAAUAAACCAACAGGCUUCAACAAGAGGAGACACAGAGUAAAAACCAAGAGAGGUGACUAUGACAGCGCAAAGCAGCAGAUUAUGGGGCAGGAAAUUGACAGCACACCAAACUGGGAUGAAUGGGACAGACAUGAUGUGAUGAUGUCUGUCAUCAUGGAAAAGAUCCCAGAAAGAUUUGCUGAGGACUGGAUAGGAGUUAUCUGCCCUGUUGCUAAACGAAGGAUAGUAGUAGCUUACAAUGGCUCUACAUGCAGCUACAACAAGCUUGGAGUGCUCGACCGAAAGUUUCAAUCUCGUCUACCUGGUGGAAACACGCUGUUCGUGCAAGUCAUCAAAAACAAUGACAUGUGCAUCCUGGACUGCCUUCAUCUGAAAGCCGAGAGAACUUUCUAUGUGCUUGAUGUUAUGCACUGGAAGCAGAUGCCUUACUAUGAGUCAGAGACAGAUUUUCGGUUUCACUGGAUCAAGGAUAAACUUGCAGAAAUUCCAUUAAACCUUGUGGAUGAACAGAAUGAGUACAUGUUCAAGAAUCUCUCACGAUUUCCUUGCACACAACAAGAUAUCAUGGAUGCCAUGAAGAAAACACGAUGGAAGGUUGAUGGCAUGCUCUUUUUUCACAAGACUGGCUGGUAUGUACCUGGUGUGUCUCCUUCUGUCCUUUGGCUCACCCCAGAAAACGUUGAACCUGUUUUAGGCCUUCAGCUACCUGAAAAUUUUAUGUUCCCCAAAAAGAAGAAGGAUGUUGCACCAUUAUCGUCUGCCAGCACAUCGCUUACUACCACUGUCAGUGGCUUGUACAAAGCAGAUGGUGACAGCAUGUCCAAUCCUAUUGUUAUUAGUGAAGAAGCCUAUGAGAACACAUCUGUUCCUGCUCCUGUUAGUGACAGCAGAAUGGUUUCUGAUGGUAAAAUAGCUGCUGACAAUGAAUCUGUUUCUGGUGUCACUGGGCAACUAUCAGAAAGCAGAGAAGAAUUGAAGAACACUGAAAGACAUCAUCCUGUUCCUUGAAUUUUUUUUUAUUAUUUGACUUUUUUCGUCCAGGCUAUGAGAUACACAUUCUUUCAUCCUAAGGAUAAGUUGUUUUUAUGUGAUAGGAAUGUGUUGUUCAGGCGAUUAAAAUAAUUUUGUGUGCAAGCAUACAAAUGCGGAGCCAAGAAUGGGUUAAGACUGCAUGACUGGUGCAUAAAAUACUUCGUGUUUACAAGUAUAAUUUGACAGAUCAUUUCAUCAACACUUCAAGUGAUAUCAUUUGAAACCUAAAACAGCAGUAUCUCCGUUCUUUUGCUGAGUUUUGCUUUUCCCUGGGACUUUAUUUUUGAACUUUUUCUUUUAUCAGCACAUUGUUGCCAAUUUGUCCAUUUCAAGUUUUGUCACCAGGCUGUUUUACUUUUAUUUAUCUGGCAAGAUCGCCAGCAACAAUAUGUUCAAUAAAGUUUAGCAAGCUGGGAAUAUAUGUUAUUAGCUGUGAGUGAUUAAUACAGGUUGAUUGUCGCAUAAUUUUUUCUUGCGUGUAAAGAGUAUAUACACAAAAUUUCAUUCUCAACUACCUGUGCGUGUUUCAGUAGGGGAGACCAACAUCCUUGCCUUAUUUCUUUGAAGGGAGAUAACCUCCCCUUCAAGAAGACUGCACAUGGUCACCCAUUUAUUUCACAAGUCAGUGGACAAGAAAUAUGUUUUAUUCUGCACCAUGUAGUCACAGACUAUCCCACUAACAGUGUUUUAAAUUUGUACUUUUGUCAACAACAAUAGGGAGGUGCAAAGAUACAGAUCACGGUUAGUGCCAUGAAGACGAUUAUAACUGGCAGCUUGGACAUAAUUAUGUUAUCUCUCCUCUUUUUUUUCUGUACAAAUAAUCACAUCCAGGGGAAAGGGGGGGGUCUAUUAUUACAUGAGGGGAGGCAGCACUGACAAAAACACUCGACGCACCUCUAUCACAAAUGUCGGGUUGUCUUAUCCACACGCAAACGCAGUAAACAGCAUUAUCACUGACAAACUUAAAGAUUUAUAUAUAUAUAUCACAUUUGCUGGGGAGUGGUAGGAAUUGCUCCCUUAUGGCUUCUAUCAGUAACUUUAUUGGCUUCUUAAUCAGCCAUAAAGCAUAACUCCACGCUAUACAUGGAAACAUACUUUGAGCCUAAAUGCCGGGAAGUGGUAGACAACGUCAUGAAAGGGGUUGCUGUAAGAGACUGGGCCUACCAGAAAGCUAGCACUGUUUCACUAUCAGCGGGCGCUACUUUGCCCUUACUUCCACCCCUGAGAAUGUACCUUCAUCCAAGACAUUAGUAGCGGAGAGAAAGGUUGAAGUCGGUGGUGGCAUGAUGAUACGAUGAGGAUAAUAACUGGAGGACUUGCAGCUUUCUGGGUCAUCUGUUGUCACAACACAAGAGUGCUGUCAAUAUAUUAUGCAGACAUGGAGGGACAAAAAUCAAUAGAUAUGGAGUCAGCAAGGCAAGGAAGAACAGGUGACAGGAUUGUAAGGUCUUCAGAAGGAGGAGACAACUCAAAGUUCAAGUGAGCAGAGGGGCAAACAAUAAAUACAAGACAGGAACCUGAGAAAGUAAUACAUGCUGCAGCGUAAAACAAUAUGUUCUGCUUAGAACAACGGAACAGAAUCAUCAAAUGGGGAGGGGCUGCAUUGUGAAGUGAACUGAGAAUAUGAAUAUAUUCUAUCUUCCUGUACAAAAAAAAAAA